Indicator indicator is the source of this 1359-nucleotide messenger RNA. RefSeq names its product CD5 molecule (gene CD5). The transcript is spliced from 9 exons. The record is from RefSeq and is a predicted model, not a curated record. Gene Ontology annotation, biological process: T cell costimulation. Lineage: Eukaryota; Metazoa; Chordata; Aves; Piciformes; Indicatoridae. Gene Ontology annotation, cellular component: plasma membrane. The coding region runs from base 1 to 1359 and encodes 452 amino acids.
AUGGCGCAGCUGGCACCAAGCCAAAGCAGGCUGCAGCUCUCUGGCGGGGGCUGCCGCUGCAGCGGGCUGCUGGAGGUGCAGCAGGAGGCCGCCUGGGGCCGCCUGUGCUGGGACAGCUUCGUCGCAGCCAGACUGGCCGGCGCCUGCCAGCAGCUGGGCUGUGGCCCCUCCAUCUCCAAGCCCCUCCAGACCAUCGUCACCGGUGGGAAGGAGCCACAGAUGAGGCUAGAGAGGUGUCGGGGGCGAGUGACAGACCUGGCAGGCUGCUCCUUGGUGCCAGCAAAUUGCACCCAGCACAUUUUCCUCAGCUGCAGGGAGCCAGUGAAAACCACCCCUGAACCCACAUCAGUGCCACCAACCACCACGCUGGAACCCACUGGAUCUCCCAGGCUGCGGCUAGUGGACGGAGGUCUUCAAUGCUCAGGCUUUGUGGAGCUGCACAAAGAAGGGCUGUGGGGAGCUGUGGCCAGCAGCCCAGGCCUGUGGCCACGAAUGGCCACCCACAUCUGCCAGCAGCUGGGCUGUGGCACGGCUGUCAGCACGGCUGCUCAGCCCCAGCCGGAGCAGGGAAGCCACUUGCCGGUGAGGUGGGAGGUGCUGGAGCCCUGCAGCAACCACUCAGCUCUCCACUGCUUCAACAGGACCAGGGGGCAGCGAGGGCACCCUCCUGCCUUCCUCACCUGUGAAGGCUCCCAGCCCCGGGUCCUGAGGAGGUUGGUGGCCGGCGCCACGCCGUGCGAGGGGGACCUGGAGGUGUUUCACCAGGGCAGGUGGCAGGGGCUGUGUGACAGCAGGGAGCAGCGAGCCCAGUGGGGCCAGCAGCUCUGCCAGGAGCUGCAGUGUGGCAACCUCUCCUCCAGCACCAAGAGCCAGGCCCCACCUGCCAUGGGUGUCACCUGCAAGGCCUCCACCCUGCACCUCUGCUCCGGCAAGCUCGGGUCGUCGGAGAUGUGCUCCCGGACCAGAGUUGUGUGUCAGGACUCCAAGCCACCUCCUGUUGGCACAUCUGCAGGCACCAUCGUGAGCAUCUGCCUGGCCCUGCUUCUCCUGGGCAUCCUCCUGCUCCUCUGUGGUCCUCCAGCAUACAGGAGGCUGAUGAAGAGAAUGUCCCAAAAGAAGCAGCGGCAGUGGAUCGGCCCCACAGGACUCAGCCAGACGGCCUCCUUCCACCGCAACAGCACCGUCAGCGUGAGGCCACGAGCAGAGGGGCAGAGGGGGCAGGGGGACAAUGACUAUGCUCAGCCCCCCCAGAAGAGCCUCUCAGCUUACCCAGCCCUGGAAGGUGCAUGCAGAGCUUCCAACCCUCCAGACAACUCCUCUGACAGUGACUACGACCUGAGCUCUGCCCGCAGAGUGUGA